ACCUCGUCGCCAUUGCCGCGGCACCGCUUAUUCAUAUUCUCGGCGCACGUUAGCAGAGCAUCGCGAUGGAGGUGAUGACGCACGCCUCCACCUUCCUCCUCCCUCCCUCGCCUCCCUCGGGGAGCAACGGCCACCCGCUAACGUACGCCCUCGUCGUCCUCAACCAGCGCCUCCCCCGCUUCGCCCCUCUCCUGUGGAGCCACGCACGGUUGCGGGUAUGCGCGGAUGGAGGGGCGAAUCGGAUCUACGACGAGAUGCCACGGCUCUUCCCCGAUCAGGACCCCCUCGACGUUCGAAACAGAUACAAGCCUGACGUAAUUAAAGGAGAUAUGGAUUCAAUAAGAGACGACGUGAAGGAGUUCUAUUCUAAUUUGGAAGUCAAAAUAGUGGAUGAAGCAGAUGAUCAGGAUACUACUGAUCUGCACAAAUGUGUAGCUUUUAUCUGUGAUAAUAGACCUACUUUGGAUAAAUCUAAUCAGUUGUGCAUUCUUGUUGCGGGUGCGCUAGGAGGAAGGUUCGAUCACGAGGUGGGAAACAUCAAUGUGCUUUAUCGGUUCUCAAACACCCGUAUCGUCCUCCUAUCAGACGAUUGUUUGAUAUAUCUUCUCCCAAGAACCCAUUCUCAUGAGAUCUUCGUCCUGAAAUCCGUAGAAGGCCCACACUGUGGGUUGAUUCCUGCCGGUGCACCGUCAGCGAGCACCACUACCACUGGUCUUAAGUGGAAUCUAGAUGACACGGCGAUGAGCUUCGGCGGUUUGAUAAGCACUUCGAACAUCGCCCUCGAGGAGAAGAUCACGGUUCUCUCUGAUUCAGAUCUUCUUUGGACGAUAUCCAUCCGACACCCAAAUAAAAAGAUUUAGUUCCUAUUUCCUACAUUAUUUUUGCAGCCUAUCAGUAUCAACUUGGUUUCUAUUUGUAAUUCAGGUUUGGAUGUAUAAUCCAUCAAAUUUUGUAAGUUGCGGAAUUCAUAGUUCUCGACACUGUUGCAUCAUAGGUAACUACAUCAAAUUUUUUUCUUAUUCAUUUCUUAUCUGGUGAACUCUUGUAAUAGUAUUUAUUAAAUAAUAAUGUCGUCAAAUUCUAGUUUAACUUUUAA
This is a messenger RNA of Ananas comosus (pineapple), 1096 nucleotides long. Its product is annotated as thiamine pyrophosphokinase 3. Gene Ontology annotation, molecular function: thiamine binding; ATP binding; thiamine diphosphokinase activity. Lineage: Eukaryota; Viridiplantae; Streptophyta; Magnoliopsida; Poales; Bromeliaceae. The record is from RefSeq and is a predicted model, not a curated record. The transcript is spliced from 6 exons. Gene Ontology annotation, biological process: thiamine metabolic process; thiamine diphosphate biosynthetic process. Bases 66 to 860 code for a protein of 264 amino acids.